Monodelphis domestica (gray short-tailed opossum) is the source of this 3684-nucleotide messenger RNA. RefSeq names its product insulin like growth factor binding protein like 1 (gene IGFBPL1). Lineage: Eukaryota; Metazoa; Chordata; Mammalia; Didelphimorphia; Didelphidae. Gene Ontology annotation, biological process: regulation of cell growth; regulation of signal transduction. Gene Ontology annotation, cellular component: extracellular region. The record is from RefSeq and is a predicted model, not a curated record. Gene Ontology annotation, molecular function: insulin-like growth factor binding.
GUUUUGCUCUGGAGAGCUGGGGCUAGUCGGAGGCUGCCAGCUUCUUCUCCGCCCCCGGCAAAGAAAUUGGGUGUGUCUCCACCUCCUCCGCCGCCACCCAGCUGCUACCGUCUAUUCUGAAGCAGUCCAGGCAAAGAGUGCCUCUUUCCCAGCCAGCGCUCUUUCUCUCUUUCUUUAGCCUCCCGUCCCCACUAUGCCCGGUUUCACUUUGCCCCCGUUCCUGCUGCUUUCGCUGCUUUUCUGCCUCAGGUCCUAUCGCUUGACGGGGGCAAACGAUGGUGGUAACACCAGCGAGUGCGGUCCAUGCAUCCCGGAGAGCUGCGAGCCGGUGCGAUGCCAGGCUCCCGAGCUCUCUGUGCGGGACGCUUGUGGAUGCUGUGAGCAGUGCCUGGGUGCCGAGGGCGAGCUGUGCGGAGGCAGAGGCGGUGCGGGCAGGAGGCGCCAAGCCCGUUGCGGCCCCGGACUGGUCUGUGUGAGCCAGUCCCGGGAAGUACUGGGGGCGGCUGCGUCCCAGGCGCCGCUCCCCGAGGAGCUGGAAGGCACCGGGCUGUGUGUGUGCAAGGAGGACGGCGCUGUGUGCGGGUCGGACGGGCGUUCCUACCAGAGCGUGUGCGCCCUGCACCUGCACAGUUGGAUCUCGGUGCGGGCUGGCCGCGAGCGGGUCCACAAGGCGCACGAUGGCGAGUGCAAGUUGGCUCCUGUGAUUGUUAUGCCACCCAAAAAGAUCCACAAUGUAACUGGGGCCCAGGUAUACCUUUCCUGUGAAGUGAAGGCUGUGCCAACACCCAUCAUUACCUGGAGGAAGAUCACAGAAUCUCCCAAGGGAGUCAAGUUGCUGGAGGAAUUGCCAGGAGACCGAGUUAAUAUGGCUGUCCAGGUUCGUGGUGGUCCAUCCAAACAUGAAAGUACAGGUUGGGUUUUGAUCAACCCCCUGACAAAAGAGGAUGAAGGUGUAUACCAGUGCCAUGCCACUAACAUGGUUGGGGAGACACAGUCCUAUGGUACAAUAAAGGUUACAGAUCUGAGUAAAUACAAAAAAAUGAACUUCAUAGGACCAGAUGAUGACAUGUAAUGAGGGUGCCAGGGAACCCGAUUACAAAAUGGAGAAGAGUCAAUUAGUGAAUUGUUUCGUUUUUAUUGUGCAGCAUAAACUAGAAAACACUUCCCCAUUUUCUAUGUGCUUUUCAAUUUAGAUUAAAAACUAGAACAAAAAGGACACAAUUGUAAUUUUUAGCUGAGGAAAUAAUGAACAAGGAAUACAGAUCAAAACAAAAUCACAGGCAGCUUUUGCAAAAUGCUUUUUUGUACAUAAUCUGUGGGUUUUUUUUUCUUAAGCUGCUCCCAAGGGACCUCUCUCCCUAGUGUACAUUUACACAACACUUUACGUGGAAUUGUUCACACUCUUGCUUCUUCUUUUUUCCCAACUACAUGCUUGUUUAAAUGAUGUGUCCUUACCUCUCAGGUGACCUUGUAGGGGGAAAAGGUACACAAUUUGUAUGAAAAUUUCUCUUUUAAAAAAAAAUUGUAUGGCUUCAGGUUACAGCAUAAAUUGUUGAGUAAUGAAAGGUCCCCCCAUCGCCUUGGAGUUUACUCUGGAGCAUUUAACGUUCUAUCAAUUGACGUUAAUGAAACCUACAAGGUACUUUCUACAGGAUCAUGUUGGGCAAUCACGAUGCUAAGUUGUAAAAACAGGUUUCUACCUGGGAGCAUACCUAUGUAUUGUUUGGUGAACAUUGUGUUAGAAUUACUGUGUCAGAGGCUAAUUGCAUUUAGUGGGAUAUGAAAAUAGGAAUUUUGUCAUUGUGUAGAUUUUACUUUUAGGUGCUUCUACUCUGUCAAAGAAUAUGAUGAGAUAAUUUUUUAAAAUCACUUCAGUCUGAGCUAUAUAACACAAUCCUAGCAUGUUUAAAAGUCUUGUUGUUUGUUUAAUCAUGCCCAACUUUUUGUGACCCAGUGGAGUUGUUCAUGGAGUUUUCUUGACAGAGAUACUGGAAUGAUUUGCCAUUUCCUUCUCCAAUGUUCCCAUUUUACAUUUAAGGAACUGAGGCACAUAAGGGUGAUGUGACUUGCUCAGGAUGACACAGGUAGUGUCUGAGACCAAUUCCAAGCCCAGUGCUCUAUUCACUGUACCACCUAACUGCCUGUCUAACACUCUAGACUCAGAAUAAUAGUAACUUACAACACUUUUUUGCAGUAGACCUGUAAUAUAGGCAGUACCAAUAUUUUUUAUCCCCAUUUUAUAGAUGAGGAACCAAAGCUAAGAGAGGAAAAAGUAAAUUGCAGCUAAUAGGGGUCAGAGUUAAGAUUUAAAUCCUGGUUUCCCGACUUCCCCUUUGCAGCCACUCAGACAGAAGAGAGUCCACUCCCCUGGUCAAAAAUAAGUGAAUUAAAUUUCAGACUUUGGAGAUUUUUAAAAAUUUAAUUUGCUAUUUUAAAAUUCCAUGCUUUUCUGGGACAAGUCACGGUACUUUUCUUUGUAAUGAAUUUUACAAAUACAAACACUAUGGACAUUUUGAUCAAGUUCUUUCUGCAGAAGGUGUUACCAGUUCCUGUUAGGUGAUUCCUGUACUUGGGGAAAUGUAGUAGUUUGAGAACGUCAAUGACCUGUUUGAAAUGCAUGACUAUUAAACAUUGAUAUUUCAAAGGGCAAAUGCAUGUUUUAGUAAGUGGAGUUUCAUUGUACAUCCUGGUCCCAAGAAUGAUGUAGUAUCCAUAGCUGCGGAUCACUUAAGAAAUACUCAGAAAUAUCCAAAAUUAGAUGGGACAUUUCUGGGUCCACUAAUAACUAAGUACACUGAAAUCAGCAUUUUGGGUUAACUAUGGAAUACCCAAAUCAAAUCCCAAUCUAGAAGAGAUUCUGGGAUCUCAUUUUUGGAAGAUUUUCAAGGCCUGGGAAGCUUCUUUCUUUUAAAAAUGAUUUGGUAAUACUUAAAUAUAUAUAUAUAUAUAUAUAUUUAGAUGUCAUAUAUAUAUAUCUCAGUGUCACUUCUAAAAAUGUUUCCUUGAAGAACCCUUCCUUGUAAGAAAGAGCAACAGCUAAUGGAAACAAAGUGUUGCUACAGCAAAGCACCUGACAACAUCGUGGUCUGCCCACCUUGGCCCUGAGAGGAAGGGAGACUGUUUUUUCUCAUCUCUCUUUUGGAGCCAAGGUUGGCCACUUGAUUGUUAACUCCAUCUUUGAUAGUCUAAGGGAAGUCUAGUUUGAAGGCAUAGAACAGACCACAAGACCUUCUUUUUCAGUCCUAAUUUGGUAGGAAUUAGGAGGUUGGGAAGAAAAAAUAUCAACAUCUUUAUUGAAUGCAAAAAUUCAGUUAAUGCUAUAAUGUCCCAGCCUUAAGGAUUAGAAUGGAUUCUUGGUUAUUUUGACAAUACUGGAACCUCUAAUUGUUUUUCAUCUUUCUUAAGUGUCCCUGUAGCUAUUUCUGGAGUUUUUCUCUCUCCCCCAAAGGCAUUAAAAUUGUAUUUAGACAUCAUAGUCCUUCUUCCCUGACAUUUAUACUGUGACAUCCUUUCCUCCAUUAGGGGAGGCUAGAUCUAGACCAGGAGAUUUUUUAAUGUGGUUGCUAUUGUGAUUUAAAAAACAAACACUGUUUUCUAAUCCUAAAUUUUUGCUAGUUUAUUUUCAUAAGAUACUGUGAUGUCACAUAGUUCUGUACACUGAAAAUAAACUAUUUUGAAGUUGUC